UGCCAUUCUCUUAUUUCACCAUGUAACACACACUGCGCGAGCAGAAAUAACAAUGGAGGGAGGGGAGAUGUGCGGCAAGAGCGUGAGUGAGGAGGUGAAGCCGGAGUGGGAGGAAGGAGAGGUCUUGAUGCAGGGAGAGGGCGGAGGCGGAGGGGAUGGGGGUGCUGCGACGGCGGCGGGGGAAGCCAUGGCGCCGGUGCAGAUCGACGUGAGGAUGGACGUGGCGCUGCUCCACUGCCAGGCCUGCCUCCUCCCCCUCAAGCCUCCCGUGUUCAAGUGCGAGGCCGCCGGGCACGUGGUGUGCUGCUUCUGCCGCGCCGGCCACGCCGCCCUCUGCAGCCGCGCCGGCACCCACUGCGGCGAGCUGGACACCGUGGUCGGCGCCGCCAAGGUGCCGUGCCCCUACAAGGUGUUCGGCUGCGAGCGCUACGUGGUGUACCACGGCGCGGCGGACCACCAGCGCGCGUGCCAGUGCGCGCCCUGCUCCUGCCCGGAGCCCGGCUGCGUCUUCGUGGGAUCCCGCGCGAUGCUGCUCGACCACUUCGCCGCCGGCCACCAGCGCCACGCGGUCACGGUCCGCUACGGCCGGCCUUGGAACCUCGGCUUCUCCCUGUCGCGCCGCUGGCACGUGCUCGUCGGGGAGGACCGCAGCGUGUUCCUCGUGUCCCUCGGCCCGCUCGGCGCUGCCACCGCCGUGUCGCUGGUCUGCGUCAGGCCGGACGGCGCGGGCGAGGCGGCGCCCCAGUUCCGGUGCAAGCUGUCCGUGGAGCGCCCGGCGGGCGACGACAAGGACAACCUGGUCCUCAUGACCUCGGCGGUGAGCAGCAGCGCGCUGUCCACCGGCGCGCCGGCGCCGGGGCAGGGGAUGUUCUUGGCGGUGCCCCAGGAGCUGCUCUCCGGCGACACACUGAUGCUCAGCGUCCGGAUUGAUCUGAUCCGACCGGCCGGCGGCGCUCCCAAGUCUGCUACACCACAGGCCAGGACGCCGAGGAGGAUGCAGUGAAGUAUGCGUUUGAUAAUCUGAUGUUAACUUAGAUGGCUUCUGAUGGUUUACUUGUUUAAUGCAAGAUAAGAGUAGUAGUACGUAUGACGAACUGUUCAAUUCAGUGGAAGUAGUGCAGCUAAGCUAUGGAUGAUUAGUACGAGUGUAUGAAUGAGACUAUGAAUUUUUCUGGCUUCUGACCACUUCAAUUCAGUAGCAAUGCAGCUAAGGGUAGCAGUAAUGUAGCUAAGCAAGGAUAGGAAUGCUUCACCCUUUGUUCUGAACAAAUAGCCUAAAUCCUAUUCAUGCCUCCGACAAGUAUUUCUGGACGGAGGAAAUACUGGCAGUAAUGCAGCUACUGGUUUGUA
This is a messenger RNA of Triticum dicoccoides, 1350 nucleotides long. RefSeq names its product putative E3 ubiquitin-protein ligase SINA-like 6. Gene Ontology annotation, molecular function: zinc ion binding. The coding region runs from base 53 to 1003 and encodes 316 amino acids. The record is from RefSeq and is a predicted model, not a curated record. Lineage: Eukaryota; Viridiplantae; Streptophyta; Magnoliopsida; Poales; Poaceae. The transcript is spliced from 2 exons.